UUGCAAGGCAACGCACACAGGAGAAGAAGAAAAGAUGUCUGAUAAAAUGUCAAGUUUUUUGCACAUUGGAGACAUAGUCUCCUUGUAUGCUGAGGGGUCUGUCAAUGGCUUUAUUAGCACUUUAGGGCUUGUUGAUGAUCGUUGUGUUGUUCAGCCAGAAGCUGGGGAUCUCAACAACCCACCGAAAAAAUUCCGAGAUUGCCUUUUUAAACUCUGCCCGAUGAACAGGUACUCUGCACAGAAACAGUUCUGGAAAGCUGCGAAGCCAGGAGGGAACAGCACUACAGAUGCAGUGUUGCUAAAUAAAUUGCAUCAUGCAGCAGAUCUGGAAAAGAAGCAGAACGAGUCUGAAAACAGAAAGCUGCUUGGUACAAUUAUCCAGUAUGGUAAUGUCAUUCAGUUGUUACACUUGAAGAGCAAUAAAUAUUUAACUGUGAACAAGCGCCUUCCCGCCCUAUUGGAGAAGAAUGCCAUGCGAGUAACAUUGGAUGCUGCUGGAAAUGAAGGCUCCUGGUUUUAUAUUCAGCCCUUCUACAAACUGCGGUCUAUUGGAGACAGUGUUGUGAUUGGUGAUAAAGUAGUUCUCAAUCCAGUAAAUGCAGGACAACCUCUGCAUGCCAGUAGCCACCAAUUAGUGGACAACCCUGGCUGCAAUGAGGUCAACUCUGUGAACUGCAAUACAAGUUGGAAGAUUGUGCUUUUCAUGAAAUGGAGUGAUAAUAAGGAGAGUAUAUUAAAAGGGGGUGAUGUGGUGAGACUAUUUCAUGCAGAGCAAGAAAAGUUUCUUACUUGCGAUGACCACAGAAAACGUCAAUAUGUCUUCCUACGAACAACUGGCAGACAAUCUGCCACAUCUGCAACGAGUUCGAAAGCUUUAUGGGAAGUUGAGGUGGUUCAGCAUGAUCCUUGUCGAGGUGGAGCUGGCUACUGGAACAGUUUAUUUCGUUUUAAGCACCUUGCUACUGGGCAUUACUUGGCAGCUGAGGUAAACCCUGAUUUUGAUGGAGAGUUUCAAGAAUCAAGGUCAUCUAUGGACUCAGAGCAGGAUGUGCUGAGGACCAGACUCCAUACAAUCCAAGAGAAAGUAAAGUAUACCUUGGUGUCUGUACCAGAUGGGAAUGAUAUCUCAUCAAUUUUUGAGCUGGAUCCAACAACUCUGAGAGGUGGUGACUCUCUAGUGCCAAGGAACUCUUACGUUAGACUGCGGCAUUUAUGUACAAACACCUGGGUACAUAGCACAAACAAUCCAAUAGACAAGGAAGAGGAAAAACCAGUCAUGCUGAGAAUUGGCACUUCUUCGCUGAAGGAAGACAAAGAAGCUUUUGCUAUUGUUCCUGUUUCUCCAGCUGAGGUGCGAGACCUGGACUUUGCUAAUGAUGCCAGCAAGGUGUUGGCAUCAAUUGCAGGAAAACUUGAAAAAGGCACCAUAACCCAAAACGAACGGAGGUUUGUAACAAAAUUACUUGAAGACCUCGUAUUUUUUGUUGUUGACAUUCCAAACAAUGGGCAAGAUGUUCUAGAAGUUAUGGUCAAUAAACCUAACCGAGAAAGGCAAAAACUCAUGAGGGAGCAAAAUAUUCUGAAACAGAUUUUUAAGCUGCUGCAGGCACCCUUCACGGACAGCGGUGAUGGGCCAAUGCUGAGACUAGAAGAGCUUGCCGACCAGCGUCAUGCACCAUUUCGACACAUAUGCCGGCUGUGCUAUAGAGUGCUGAGACACUCUCAACAGGACUAUCGUAAAAACCAGGAGUACAUUGCAAAGCAGUUUGGCUUUAUGCAAAAACAGAUUGGGUAUGAUGUUUUGGCUGAAGACACAAUAACUGCUUUGUUACACAACAACCGCAAGCUUCUGGAAAAGCAUAUUACUGCUGCAGAGAUAGAUACCUUUGUCAGUUUAGUGAGGAAAAAUCGUGAGCCAAGGUUUUUAGAUUACUUAUCGGACCUUUGUGUGUCAAUGAACAAAUCCAUUCCUGUUACACAAGAACUCAUCUGCACUGCGGUUUUGGACCCAGCCAACGCAGACAUACUUAUUGAAACCAAGCUGGUACUGUCCCGGUUUGAGUUUGAAGGUGUGCCAUGUGGAGAAACCCCUGCUGAGGAUACUGAAGAGGAUGAGGAGGAAGUCUGGCUUUUCUGGAAAGACAGUAGUAGGGAAAUUCGCAGUAAGAGUAUCCGUGAAUUAGCUCAAGAUGCCAAGGAAGGGCAGAAGGAAGAUGUGGAAGUCUUAAGCUAUUACAGAUAUCAGCUGAACCUCUUUGCUCGGAUGUGUCUUGACAGACAGUAUCUUGCCAUCAACAAAAUCUCUGGCCAGCUGGAUGUGGACUUGAUCCUACGAUGCAUGUCUGAUGAGAACCUGCCGUAUGACCUCAGAGCAUCCUUCUGUCGGAUGAUGCUACACAUGCAUGUGGACAGGGAUCCACAGGAGCAGGUCACUCCUGUGAAGUAUGCCCGCUUGUGGUCAGAGAUUCCAUCCAAAAUUGCUAUCGAUGACUAUGACAACAGUGGCACUUCAAAGGACGAAAUUAAGGAGAGGUUUGCACAGACAAUGGAGUUUGUUGAGGAGUACCUGAGGGAUGUUGUUUGCCAAAGUUUCCCAUUUUCUGACAAAGAAAAAAACAAGCUCACUUUUGAGGUUGUGAAUCUGGCCCGAAACCUGAUUUACUUUGGCUUCUACAAUUUCAGUGAUCUCUUGAGAUUAACAAAAAUUCUUCUAGCCAUAUUGGACUGUGUUCAUGUCACUACCAUGUUUCCAGUUAACAAGCUGGAGAAAGAAGAUGAAGCCAAAGGAAGUAAUGUGAUGAGGUCCAUACAUGGUGUAGGGGAACUCAUGACACAAGUGGUUUUAAGGGGGGGUGGCUUCCUCCCCAUGACUCCAAUCAAUCCUCCUGAUGGUGAUGUUGUGAAGCAACAAAAUGAACCUGAGAAAGAAGAUAUACUUGUAAUGGACACCAAGCUGAAGAUUAUAGAAAUACUUCAGUUCAUACUCAAUGUCCGACUGGAUUACAGGAUUUCAUGUCUUCUGUGCAUAUUUAAACGGGAGUUUGAUGAGAGCAAUGCUCAGAGUGAACUGCCAUCUGGAAGUGCCAUAGAAGGAAUUGCUAAUGUACCAGGAACUCUUGAUUUUGAACAUAUUGAAGAACAGGCAGAGGGCAUCUUUGGUGGAAGUGAAGAAAAUACACCGUUGGAUUUGGAUGAUCAUGGAGGCAGGACAUUUCUUCGUGUUUUGCUUCAUCUCACAAUGCACGAUUACCCUCCCCUCGUUUCAGGUGCUCUUCAUCUUCUGUUCAGACACUUCAGCCAGAGACAAGAGGUCUUACAGGCUUUUAAACAGGUUCAGCUGCUUGUAACAAGCCAAGAUGUUGACAACUAUAAACAGAUCAAGUCAGACUUGGACCAGCUGCGUUCAAUUGUGGAAAAGUCUGAACUCUGGGUGUAUAAGCGUCAGGGACCAGAUGAGGCAAUUGAUGCUGGGGAUGGCCCGGCAGGGGAGACAGAAGUGAAGACAAAGGAAGAAGCUGAUGUUGGUGGUUCUGACAAGUCUAGUAAACAUGAAAGUACCAGCAGCUAUAACUACAGAAUUGUGAAGGAAAUUUUGAUGAGACUUAGUAAGCUGUGUGUCCAAGAAGGCUCAACAGGUAGAAAAAACAGAAAGCAGCAGCAACGACUCCUAAGGAACAUGAGUGCUCAUGCUGUGGUGUUGGAACUGUUGCAAAUACCUUAUGAGAAGGGGGAAGAUAUUCGCAUGCAGGAGAUCAUGCGAUUGGCUCACGAGUUUCUUCAGAAUUUCUGUGCUGGGAACCAGCAAAACCAAGCACUACUUCACAAGCACAUCAAUCUGUUCCUUAAUCCUGGGAUUCUGGAAGCUGUAACUAUGCAGCACAUCUUCAUGAACAACUUCCAGCUGUGUAGUGAGAUCAAUGAACGUGUGGUGCAGCAUUUUGUGCACUGCAUCGAGACCCAUGGCAGAAAUGUUCAGUACCUCAAAUUUCUCCAGACCAUUGUAAAAGCUGAAGGAAAAUUUAUUAAAAAGUGCCAAGAUAUAGUAAUGGCAGAGCUUGUUAAUGCUGGGGAGGAUGUCCUGGUCUUUUACAAUGACCGAGCAUCUUUCCAAACACUGGUUCAGAUGAUGCGCUCUGAGCGGGACCGCAUGGAUGAGAACAGUGCUCUAAUGUACCACAUCCAUCUGGUGGAACUGCUAGCAGUGUGUACAGAGGGUAAAAAUGUUUACACCGAAAUCAAGUGCAACUCCCUUCUCCCACUGGAUGAUAUUGUGCGUGUGGUGACUCAUGAAGACUGUAUCCCUGAGGUGAAAAUUGCUUAUAUCAACUUUCUGAAUCAUUGUUACGUAGACACUGAAGUGGAAAUGAAGGAAAUCUACACAAGUAAUCACAUGUGGAAGCUCUUUGAGAAUUUCUUGGUGGAUAUCUGUAGGGUUUGCAACAAUACAAGUGACCGGAAGCAUGCAGACACCAUCCUGGAGAGAUAUGUGACGGAGACUGUAAUGAGCAUUGUUACCACGUUUUUCAGCUCUCCUUUCUCUGACCAAAGCACAAGCUUACAGGCUUCUCUUUUGGGAAGAGUAACAGAGGUAUUUAAUAUAUCCUUCUGA
Polypterus senegalus (gray bichir) is the source of this 4609-nucleotide messenger RNA. RefSeq names its product inositol 1,4,5-trisphosphate receptor type 1. Gene Ontology annotation, molecular function: inositol 1,4,5 trisphosphate binding; inositol 1,4,5-trisphosphate-gated calcium channel activity. Gene Ontology annotation, biological process: calcium ion transmembrane transport. NCBI's taxonomy places the organism in Eukaryota, Metazoa, Chordata, Cladistia, Polypteriformes, Polypteridae. Bases 35 to 4609 code for a protein of 1524 amino acids. The record is from RefSeq and is a predicted model, not a curated record. Gene Ontology annotation, cellular component: membrane; endoplasmic reticulum. The transcript has 35 exons.